AAGGACCCGGGUGUCCGGGAUCGGAGCAGGAAGCGGGAGCCGGAGGCGGCGGCGGCGGCGGCGGCGGGGCCCGUGGAGCCGGGAGCGGGGCCGUCGGGAGCGGACGGCGUGGGGCCGGGGCGCCCCACGGCCCCGGCCCCGCCAUGUGCGGGUUGGGACGGCGGCGGCUACUGCUGCUGCUGCUGCUGCUGCUGCUGGCCGUGGGGAUGGCGGAUGGGCACGGGGUCCCCCGCGAUACCCUGGCUUGCUCCCAGGGCCUCGCCUGCCGCCUCCUGGACACCGACGUGCUGUGCGGGACGGAGCUGCCGGGGCUCGGCCACGGGCUGGCCCUGGCUCGGCUGCGGCUGGUGCCGGCGCUGCGCUGCAGCGGGCCCGCGGCCUGCUCGCCCUGCCUGGAGGUGCGCCUGCGCCUCGCCCUGCCACCCGCCACUGGCACCGGCCAGCCCCGCCGCCCCGCGCCCUCGGGCAUCCCUGCGGCCGAGGACAGCGAUGAGGGGGGACGGUGGUCACCGGUGGAUGAGGCUGCCUCGUCCCAGCCCAACAUCACCGGGCUGCUGCUGCUCUCCGGGCACGCCUACGCCUCCUCCCGCUGCGUGGCCGUGGAGGUCCAGGCAUCCCCAGCCCCUGCGCUGCCCGGCCGGCCCCUGGGCUGGGUGACCUUCCGGUGCUUCGAGGCGCCGCUGGGCUCCGAGCUCCGCGUCACGGCGUACACCAACUCCCGCGGCCGCCGGAGGCUGAGUCAGUGGCAGUGGGUGCCAGACUGCUCGUGGCCCGCGGCACAGACGGCUGUCCCACAGUGCCAAGUGCCCAGGCUGGAGGUCCUCCCGGGGCCGAAGGAGGUGGUCGUGCAGGUGCAGGGGGCUACGGCGGGGCACAGUUACACCCUGCGGCUCUACCACAACCAGAGCCACGGCGCCAGCGGGUCAGGGCGCACGGUGACCGCGAGUGGCUCCAUGAACUACAGCCUGCCGGCCGACGAGGUGCUGCCCUGCCUCUGCCUGCAGGUCUGGCCAGAGACCCAGGACCCACCGCGGGCCACCCUGUGCCCCUUCUCCCACGACGUGGAGGCUUGGGAGCGGCUGUGGGCCCGCAGCCAGCUGGUCCUGCACAACGAGGGACAGGCGCUGACCUCCUCCCUCUCGGCCCCCUGCGACCUCCCGGCUGAGCUGGUGCCCUGCUGGCAGCCGGAGCCUGACGGACCCUGCCAAGCCCUGCCCGGCCUGCAGCAGCCCGCCGUGGGGCAGGGACCCCAGGAGUUUGGGGGGCUGCGAUUCCAUCCCAACCUCUGCGUGCAGGUGUGGAGCGGCAGACAGGUCCGGCUGACCCAGUGCCUGCGGGACAGAGCACUGCCUGGCCGUGCCGAUGACCUUCUGCUGCUGCAGCAUAGGGGGAAUGCCUCACUGUGUGCCCUGGAGCGAGGCACCUGCACACCCCUUGCCAGCUUCACCCGCACGGGAGUCGGGCGCCCGGGGCUGCUGGAGCGGGAGCUGCGGCGGGACGUGGUGGCAGGGCACUGCAGGCAGAUCCGGCACCCUGAGAACGGCACUGGGGUCACGCUCUGGGCCUGUCCCCUGCACAAGUACCUUCGUGCCCGCUGGGCGCUGGCGUGGAUGGGGGUGCUGCUGGGGGCCUCUUGCCUCCUGCUCCUGCUCCUGCUGAUGAAGGAGGAUGUGAAAGGCUGGCUGAAGUCCCUGAGGGCUGACUACCGCUCCGAGGGCCCGCUGCGAGGCCGGCGGGCGCUGCUGGUGCACGCGGCAGAGCCAGCGGCGGAGCGAGCGGCGUGCGCCUUGACGGCGGCCCUGCGCCCGCUGGGGCUGGCGGUGUCGGCAGCACCGGGAGGCGGCAGCGGGGUCGCGGCGUGGGGGCCACUGCCAUGGCUGCAUGCCCAGCACCGGCGGGUGCUGCGUGACGGUGGCACCAUCAUCCUCCUCCUCUCCCCGGCGGCUGUGGCCGCCGCACGGCGGUGGGACGCUGGGGCCGGGGACGUGCCGGGGGCUGGGGAAGCUUUCAGCAUCCCCGGCCCCCGGCACGUCCCCGGCCCCGAUGAUGAUGUCCCAGCUGUAGCACCCUGCGAAGCCUUCGCAGCGGCUCUGUCCUGCACCGUGCCAGCGCUGGCGGCGGGCAACGGGCGCUAUGUGGUGGCCCGGCUUGAAGCCUUGGUGCCAGCAGUGCCGCCGGCGCUGCGGGCAGCCCCUGCCUUUGCGCUGCCCAGCGAAAUGGGGGGCUUCCUGCGGGCGCUGGCGGGAGCGGGCCGUCGGCGGGGCCGGUGGCCGGAGCCGUACGUGGCGGCGGUGGCCGAGGGGCUGCGGCGGGCGCUGGGGCAAUAAAGCGGUGACAGUGCCUUUGCUGAG
Molecule: messenger RNA, 2351 nt
Organism: Chroicocephalus ridibundus (black-headed gull)
Lineage: Eukaryota; Metazoa; Chordata; Aves; Charadriiformes; Laridae
Gene: IL17RC
Product: interleukin 17 receptor C
Exons: 17
Coding region: 144-2327 (727 amino acids)
Molecular function (GO): interleukin-17 receptor activity
Source: RefSeq, a predicted model, not a curated record